ACCACGAUCGCACCCGCCUCGCCCGCGCGCGCGUGACUCUGCCCGCCGUCGAUCAGAUGAGUGUGUCAGGGUCGGAGAGCGGGGCCUCGGCCAACAAGCCCAAGUAUUCUAAAUUCACGCAGCAGGAGCUCCCGGCAUGCAAGCCGUUGCUAACUCCCGGAAUCGUCAUAGGCGCCUUCUCGCUCAUCGGCAUCAUCUUCGUCCCGAUAGGGCUCGCGUCCCUGUCAGCGUCGCAGGAGAUUGUUGAAUUGAUAGAUCGAUACGAUGAGGAGUGUGUUACCGCCAGCGACAAGAUCGGGUUCAUCCAGGACUCCAAGGCCAACAAGGCGUGCACCAGAAAGAUCACGGUGCCCAAGCCGAUGAAAGGCCCCAUACACGUCUACUACCAGCUGGAGAACUUCUACCAGAACCACCGGCGGUACGUCAAGAGCCGGAGCGACCAGCAGCUGCGCGACAAGGACUACAAGGACCCUAAGGCGGUGAUCAAGGCCUGCGACCCAGAGGCCACCACC
Molecule: messenger RNA, 512 nt
Organism: Triticum dicoccoides
Lineage: Eukaryota; Viridiplantae; Streptophyta; Magnoliopsida; Poales; Poaceae
Product: ALA-interacting subunit 1-like
Exons: 6
Cellular component (GO): plasma membrane; endoplasmic reticulum; Golgi apparatus
Source: RefSeq, a predicted model, not a curated record